Mangifera indica (mango) is the source of this 1361-nucleotide messenger RNA. RefSeq lists its product as uncharacterized. Lineage: Eukaryota; Viridiplantae; Streptophyta; Magnoliopsida; Sapindales; Anacardiaceae. The coding region runs from base 284 to 1282 and encodes 332 amino acids. The transcript is spliced from 2 exons. The record is from RefSeq and is a predicted model, not a curated record.
GAAGAUAGUUGACCAGAUCUCAUGUUUUUAGGAAAAGAUAUGACAGAAAUUUACUUGCUAUUUUAGUUCUUUCCAUAAUAGAAUAGAUUAGCAUAAAUUGUGUAAUUAGCCUUUUAUACACCUAGAAGUUAGGCAUCUAGUUUUCUAUUUAAACCAGAUUGUAAAAUGUAAACAGAGUAUAUACAAUUUUACUUUACCUUUCUCCAAGUUAACAUGGUAUCAGAGCUAGGUUCUCAACUCUGAGAUCUAGGCUGUUUGUUCUUUUAUUUUUUGAGACCCCACAAUGACAACCAACCCAGAAAACCAGUCAAAUCAAACCGAUCAACAUACUGUCCGAAUCUCCAAUUUAAAACUUAAUGGAGACAAUUUUCAUCGCUGGUCACUAUCUGUCCGCUUGUAUAUUCGCGGAAGGGGAAAGAUUGGGUAUUUGACCGGUGAAAAGAAGGAACCAGACAGGAAGGAUGCAGAAUAUGCAACUUGGGAGGCAGAAAACUCAAUGGUUAUGGCGUGGCUUACCAACUCUAUGGAGGAAGAUAUAAGCGCAACCUACUUAGGAUAUUCAACAGCCAAAGAGUUGUGGGAUAACUUGACAGAAAUGUACUCAGAUCUGGGAAAUCAAUCUCAGAUCUAUGAGUUGCAGCUGAAACUUGGAGAAUUAAAGCAAGGAAAUGAGACUGUGACAAAGUAUUUCUCAGCAAUGAAGAGGUUAUGGCAGGAGCUGGAUAUUUUUAAAGACUAUACUUGGAAGGAUCCUUCUGAUGCAGCUCAUUAUCAGAAGGAAGUGGAUAAUUCUAGAGUAUAUUCCUUUUUGGCAGGUUUGAAUGUAGAGUUUGAUGAAGUUAGGAGUCGCAUUAUAGGCAGACGUCCCUUAUCUUCUCUAAAUGAGGUGUUUGCAGAAGUUAGAAGGGAGGAGAGUAGACGGUCUGUUAUGUUAGGGAAAAAGGAGCCAGUACCUGCUUCUAUUGAAACUUCAGCCCUGGUUUCACAAGAAAAUACGGCUCUUAAAGCUGCUGCUCGCAAACCAGAAGAUAAGAAGAAAGUCUGGUGUGACUACUGUCACCGUCCUCGCCAUACAAGAGAGACAUGCUGGAAAUUAAAUGGCAAACCAGAAAAUUGGAAGGCGAGGGAGAGGAGUUUCCCUAAUGCAAAUUCAGCAGAACAAGUGUCUCUCACAAAGGAACAGAUAGAUCAGCUCCUGAAACUAGUAAACCAUUCAUCAACUCCUAACUGCUCUCUUGUCCACACAGGACAGGAACUUGGGGAAGGAGAUUGGCAGUGCUAGAGAAGAUGGUGGGCUCUAUUAUUUUGGAGGAAAAGAUCAAGCAGUAGGGUUAUCUUCUGAUGUAAACUCUCUCUCAAUU